UUUUGUUAGUUCAUAUUCAGCAAAGGAGCCCCAGCUAAACGCUACGGAAAUACACAGCGGCUUCCCUCAACAUGACGUCACGUGUCGGUCUCAGAGCUGCUGGUGUCAAUGGAAGUGACUUCAAACACAGAGAGAGGGUGGUCCCGUCUUACCAAAUGAGUGCCUCCCUGAAGUCAGAGGUGCGGAAGUUAAACCUGGUCCACCUUCUCCUCUGGCUGCUGGUGGCGGCACAGGUGACUGUCAGCCACUUUGAACUGGUGUCACAUGACACAGUGUCCAUGCCGUACCAGUGGGAGUACCCCUACCUGCUCAGCCUGCUCCCUCUGCUCUGCAGCAGCCUGUCACUGCCAAAGAACAAUAUCAGUUACCUGGUCAUAUCCAUGAUCAGCGCAGGGCUCUUCUCUGUGGCACCUCUCAUUUAUGGAGGGAUGGAGAUGUUUCCUGUAGCGCAGCAGCUCUACCGCCAUGGAAAGGCCUACCGCUUCAUUUUCGGCUUCUCUGCAGUGACUGUUAUGUACCUCAUUAUGGUGGUUGCUGUUCAAGUGCAUGCCUGGCAGUUAUAUUACAUGAAGAAGCUGUUAGACUCAUGGUUUGAUGCCACUCAGGAGAAGAAGAAGAAAUAAUGGAGUGAAGAAACCUGCGACUGGGCAAAACUGUGUUUUUAUUUUAAUCUAUUCAGAAGUUAUGACUUUUAUUCAUGUCUAUUUAUUCACUUAUUAUCAUGUAGACACCAGUGUUCCCUGAAGUAUAAAGGUUAAGUAGAAUGAGAUGUACAAUUUAUGCAGGAGCCUGGACUUUCUUGUCAUAUUUAUUUAUUUAUUUAUUUAUUUAAAGCAGAUUAUAAGUGUUGAGCUCACAAUCAGGAGAGGCGUCAAAGCAACAUCCAUAAACACGUUUUUAAUUAUCUUAUCCCCUGUUCAUCACUGAGUGUAGAGUGUAGCUUUUCUCCAAACAGAGAAAUAAGUCAUUUUAAAGACCUCAUUGUCAUUUCUAAAUUAAGAGGUGCUUGUACUUAUGUAAGUACAGGAAGAAGGCAUGAACUGUUCGAACAUAAACAUUUUGCUUCGAAUUGUCACCUGUAACAUUGUUCCUGACUCAUUUUCUGAGGAGCAGCUCCAGACUUUACACACUAUGAAGGUUGAUGGUAGAUUUAUUAGUCAUUUUA
Molecule: messenger RNA, 1165 nt
Organism: Plectropomus leopardus (leopard coralgrouper)
Lineage: Eukaryota; Metazoa; Chordata; Actinopteri; Perciformes; Serranidae
Gene: jagn1a
Product: jagunal homolog 1a
Biological process (GO): vesicle-mediated transport; endoplasmic reticulum organization; granulocyte colony-stimulating factor signaling pathway
Cellular component (GO): endoplasmic reticulum membrane
Source: RefSeq, a predicted model, not a curated record